Messenger RNA from Peronospora matthiolae, 168 nucleotides. Lineage: Eukaryota; Oomycota; Peronosporomycetes; Peronosporales; Peronosporaceae. The record is from the annotation of a GenBank genome assembly.
AUGGCGGCUGCUAACGAGGACGGACCCGAGCUCAUGAUCCACAAAAACAACCAGUCCUGCAUCAAAAUGACCAAGAAUCCGGUCAACCACGGUGGGUGGCCGGUCAUCAUUACCAGUAUUGUCGCCGGUCACAAGAUUGACGCCCACACGGCCUUUCUACGUAUGUAA